This is a messenger RNA of Acomys russatus (golden spiny mouse), 2249 nucleotides long. Its product is annotated as triadin-like. Gene Ontology annotation, cellular component: membrane; sarcoplasmic reticulum. The coding region runs from base 318 to 1715 and encodes 465 amino acids. The transcript is spliced from 21 exons. Gene Ontology annotation, molecular function: signaling receptor binding. Lineage: Eukaryota; Metazoa; Chordata; Mammalia; Rodentia; Muridae. The record is from RefSeq and is a predicted model, not a curated record.
UAGAGUGCCAAAAAAAAAGUGCUGAAGAGUCCCAGGGAGAUGAGGCUAUUUUUGUUUGAAGCUGAUACUUCUAGCUGAGCCACAAGUACUGCUUGGAAAGGGCUGAGGUUGUUUCCAGGGGGAGAACUCUGCAGAGAAGAGGCAAAGUUCAACAGGACCACAAAAAGCAGCAGAAACAGCCAGGAAAAGGAAGAGCCCUCACGUUGUUAACCCUCGUCCAGAGUAGUUAACCCUCUACCAGAGUUCUCCAAGCCGAAGGUAUUCUGACAAGUGCCACUUGACUGGAACUUUUCACCUGACUGAUUUCUGCUUCCACCAUGACUGAGAUCACCGCAGAAGGAAACGCAUCUACAACCACAACUGUGAUAGACAACAAGAAUGGAUCUGUGCCCAAGUCCCCUGGAAAGGUGCUGAAGAGGACUGUCACCGAAGACAUUGUGACAACAUUCAGCUCCCCUGCAGCCUGGCUUCUGGUCAUCGCUCUGAUAAUCACAUGGUCUGCUGUUGCUAUCGUUAUGUUUGAUUUAGUGGAUUACAAAAACUUUUCAGCAAGCUCCAUUGCCAAGAUAGGUUCAGAUCCUCUAAAACUGGUGAAUGACGCUGUGGAAGAAACCACUGACUGGAUCUAUGGCUUUUUUUCUUUGCUGUCUGACAUCAUCUCAGCUGAUGGCGAUGAAGAAGAUGAGGAUACGGAUGAGGACAUUGAUAAAGGAGAAAUAGAAGAACCUCCUUUGAAAAGAAAAGAGAUACACAAAGAAAAGGCUGAAAAGCAGGAGAAACCUGAGAAGAAAAUACAAACUAAAGCUUCACACAGAGAAAAGGAAAAAGGAAAAGAAAAACUAAAAGAAGGCGAAAAACCUGAAAAGAAAGCCACUCACAAAGAGAAACUUGAGAAAAGAGAAAAAGCAGAGACAAAGACAACAGCAAAAGAAGAGAAGAAAGUUAAGACUAAGGAAAAGACUGAAGAAAAGGCGAAGAAGGAGAUGAAAGCUGGGAAACAGGAGAGAGGGAAAGCUACAGCUGCAAAAGCAAAGGAAACUCCGAAACCACCACCAAAAGCCAGAGAGAGCGAUGACAAAGAGACUGCAGCUGUGCCCAAGCAUGAACAGAAAGAUCAGUAUGCAUUCUGUCGAUAUAUGAUUGACAUGUUUGUCCAUGGGGAUAUAAAACCAGGACAAAGCCCAGCCAUUCUGCCACCAUCCGUUACAGCACCAGCUUCCGGACCUGCUCUGUCAAAACCUGCUCUUGAAGAAAAAGCAAAAGAGGAGGAGAAGAAGAAAGCAGAGAAGAAAGUUACUUCUGAAACAAAAAAGAAAGAAAAAGGAGAACCAAAAAAGAAAGCUGAGAAGGAAACUACCACUGAUGUGAAGAGCAAAGAGCCGGGAAAAUCUCCUGAAGCCAAACAAAUAACUGCAAAAGUCACCGCACAAGCCUCAGCCAGAAAGGAUGAGAAGAAAGAAGAUUCCAAGAAAACGAAAAAAACUCCAGAAGAGCAACCCAAGGGAAAAAAACAGGAAAAGAAAGAAAAGCACAUAGAACCAGCAAAAUCACCAAAAAAGGAACAUCCAGCUCCAAGUGAAAAGCAUGGAAAAGCAAAAGCUGAACGAGGCAAAGAAGAGAUUGCUGCUGCUUCAACCAAAAAGGCCUUGCACGGAAGGAAAGAAGAGAAAGCCAAGACAGUGGAGCAAGGUAAAAAAAAAAGUGAAGCAGUUUGACAUUGUCUUCUUUAGAAAGAAAACAGCCUGAGGAGGAAAACACUGGAUUCAGACAGGCGGAAGACAAUAACCUUUCCAUCUUUUCCUACAUAGCAAUGUCCUUGCAUGUUUUGUGGACAGGGAGGAUGUGAGGUGACUAUCUGGCCUUGUCUUUCCUUUGUUUACAAAGCUUUGGGUAUAAAUCCAGAAUGGGAAAUCUGUACAGACGGCUUCCUUACAUCAGCAGAGACGCUGAAGUCUGUUGAUAUUGAGAAGAUGAGGUAGUAACAGGUAGACAGUUUUUUUUUCCCAUUUGGUCUUUUGGUUUCCACACCACCUCACAGAUCAUAGUCCAAAGGAUAAACAUGAGUCAGUCCUAUUUAUGAAAAAAAAAUAAUUUAUAUUACUUUAAGAGAACGUGUUAUGUUCAGACACUGGGGCAAGUGACAGCAAAAAUUAUUAUAGUUUAUGUGAUGACUUUGCUUGUUGAUGGACCCAAAAAGCCUGAAAUUUAAUGCUGUCAUAGAGUCAUGAAGUGCAUAUAUAUUGUUUAUA